Molecule: messenger RNA, 4331 nt
Organism: Meleagris gallopavo (turkey)
Lineage: Eukaryota; Metazoa; Chordata; Aves; Galliformes; Phasianidae
Source: RefSeq, a predicted model, not a curated record
AUAAUUAAAAAAAAAACAACCAACACCGUAGUUAUCCCCAUUUGUCCCCGUUCAGCGUCUUGCAGCCCCAUCAGCCCUCUGUCCUACAAGACCAUGAGCUGUAGGAAUUCAGCAGACCGAGCAAAACUUUUUGCAUCUACUGAUGCUGUUGGACGUAGAAGAACACAUCUUGCAGGGACUGACAAAAAAGAAAAGGAGAGAGACCAUUUGUCAUCCAACUUCUCAGCCAACUUGAAAGGAGGUCAUUCUUCCAACCCCAAAGCUAGAUCUCCAGCUCCCUCUCCAGUUUGGCACGCAUCAAAGUCUUUGCCUUCUUUGGCUGGCACGCUCAAGCAGAUAACUUCCCCACCUGGUUCCUCCAAAGUUCCUUCUACUCAGGUACGUCCUCCUUCUCCUGGCAACAUCCGGCCUGUCAAAAAAGACUUCAAACCUGAGAAUGAAAAGAAAAGACCAGAAAAGGAGGCUGAAAAGGCCAGUGAGGAGAGGACAGAAGAGAGUAAAGAAACAUCAGCAGGUGCUGGAGAAUCUGCAAAUCAGGAAGAGCUUGCUGUCCGAGCAGAGGUUGCGCAAGCAGCCAGCCCACCCCUACCUUCUGCUCCCCCAGCACUUUCUCCACCCCCAGCCCCUGUGAAGACUUCUGCAGGUACAACAGAUCCUGAGGAAGCAACAAGGCUGCUGUCAGAGAAGAGGCGCCUCGCUCGUGAGCAGCGAGAACGAGAGGAGCAAGAAAGGAGGGAGAGAGAAGAGCUUGAAAGGCAAAAGAAGGAGGAGCUGUCCCAGAGGAUAGCUGAAGAAAGAGCUCGCCGAGAAGAAGAAGAAGCUCGCAGACAGGAAGCUGAAAGAAAACGAAAAGAUGCAGAGGAGGAGAGGGAAAAGGAAGAACGGCUGCGUCGACAGGCAGAAGAGAGAGAACAGAAGGAGAGAGAAGAGAUGGAGCGCAUUCAGAAACAAAAAGAAGAGGAAGCUCGCCUACGGGAAGAGGCAGAGAGGAUUCGAUUAGAACGUGAAAAGCAUUUCCAAAGAGAAGAACAAGAGCGCUUGGAAAGGAAGAAGAGACUUGAGGAGAUCAUGAAGAGAACUAGGCGUGUAGAACCUGUAUAUAAGAAACCCAAUGACCAGCAAAAUGGACAUAUAUCAAAGGCAAAUAGUUCUGGAGAAGCAGUCAUAACCAGUCCUACAUCUCCCAUGGAACCUUCAGGAGGACCUCAGCUUCAACAUGCAACACAAUCUCCAAACAGUGGGAAACCCGUAACCUGCACACACAUGAUUGUUUCACAUCAACCCCCCGUAACUAUGGACAGGUAAGAGGAUUGUUGAGUAUUAGAGGGUGUUUACAGGAUAAGAGUCACUAGAGUAAUAGAUGAUUUUCUCAGAUCCAUGUAUUCAUUAGCUAAAUAAGAGACACAGCUGUUUAAUCUGCCAUUUUUCCUGUUUAUUUUUAUCUUUUCCUGUGUUUAGAGAAGAAUUUUAACAUCUUUCACUUAGCAGUAACCCAUUUUUACAACUGAAGAAUUUUGUGAAAACAUAGUUCAUUCUUUGCAGUGUUUGAAAGAAUGUGUUGCCAGCAAUUAUUACAUAAAUUGAAACUUAAUUGAUAGGGCAAUUCUCUUUGCUUCUUUCCAUGAAUUUAGCUUCAUAAAAAACAGUCUGAAUUUGCAGGGUUAGUUUUCUUGACUGGAAUAGUGAACACUGUGCUUACAGCCUGGAUACUUUGGUUUGUGAAUUGCUUGAAGAAUCAGCAAGUUAUGAUUGCUAAACAAAAGAUACAGAUUUACUCAUUUUGACUCUGUAUUUUUAAAGGAGAGUUUGAGGAGGCAGAUAUUUAACAUUAGGAGCUCUCUGUAGUUGUGAGGCGAGUCACUCAGAUUUUGAGAAAUUAUAGAAAUGCUUGAAAGCUCUGUGCUGAACCAAGUGAAAUCUGUUACAUAAGCAUGAGCUGUCAGUUACUUCAAUGUUAGUAAGAAAAGCAGAAAGCCAAAUAAUCCCAUAGCCCUUUCAUGUUUUAUGCAGGUAAUGCCAGAAUAUGCAUGGAAAAACUUGAAUGUGGAAAGCCAUCUCGCAGUCUGUAAUGGGCAGUAGGCUUCAGGAUGUGAUUGGCACUAAUUGAAGGAGGAAUUUGCCCUUUCUGUCCCUCCAUAUGCCUGAGGGAUCUUAGCCUGCUGUCAUGCUGACAAAGAUGCUCCUGCUGAGAUAAGUUCUGUCAGUGACUCUGAGCACUGAACUGCAUUAGAUGAGCUGCAUAGAGCUGUCUCAUAAUUAUCUCAGGCAACAAUUAAUUGUUAAUCACUCCCAACCUUAGAUGCACCUUGAUGUUUGUAAUAUAAAAUGUGCCACACUAAUGAAUGCUGUCACGUAGCAUCAUGUUUGGUAUGGAAGGAGGAUCUGGAUAGCCGAAGUGAAGAGUGAGUAGGUAAGACUGAAGAGCAUGAACAAAAAUUCAAUGUGUGUAUGAGGCUGAGGAAGGAGAAAUUGAUGUGCUAGGAUGGAGUGGAGAGGGACUGUCUGCUUUAAAGGGACAUCCGCCCUGAAUGGGAAGGCAAGGGCUAAAUUACUUCAUAGAAUCGUGAUGUUAGCCCAAGCAGUUCAGCAGAUUGUUGGAAGGAAGACACGGAAGCACAGGUUUUAUCACAUGGUGAAAGCCACAGGUGCUUCCAUGGAAAGGUGCUUUCCAUUGCUUGUGUACCACAGGUAUCUAGCACCUAGAUGUAUCUUAAAUUGUAGCAUAUGCAAUAGUAAUAAAUAUAGAUGGUAUUCUCUGUGAGCAUCUCACUCCAGCCCUACAAAAGAUUUGGCUUUUAUCUGGAUGUUUUGAGGGUGAGAAAGCUCAGAUUUCCAGUCAGAGGUUGAAGUCCCCCUUUGCCUGGGGGACUUGUAGAAUAUGUGUGUAUGGGCAAGAGGAAGGAACAGAGGACUGAGUGCUAUUAAGGCCUAUAGCAACCAUCAUUCUCAUUGCACUUCCUACAGUGGUGUGCCAUAUGGGAAGUUGCAAGCCACAAUAACUGAAUUCUUUUCAUCCAAGUGUAGUGCAAUGGAAAAGGCAACACUAAAUAUACUUCUAAAUGAAGCAUGUCAUGGAAAUUUUCCUAUUAGAUAGUAAAGCAUCUCGAAUUACCAAGAAAACUGGUAGCUCAUGGAGAUACUACCUUAUUAAUGGCAUACACUUCUACACUGAACUCAUCUGUCACCUGGAGUUUUUUGUUUGUUCUCCACUUUCUAAUUCUUUGCCAAAGUUCCCAGUAGUGUUGUAUGCCUGAAAAGGGUAUAUAUGCAGUGUUGUGCUGGGCACGGAGACAUCACUAUAAGUGGAAUAUAAGACAAUAAACACAGGUGAAGUAGUCAAAAAUUGAUUCCUUUUUUGUGUUCUUUGCCUCAAUGACACAUAGAGGUCAUUUAGGGAAAGAGUGUAAACAGGGGAGGAAAAAAAAAAAAAGCUAAGUACCAGGAGACCCUCUAGUCAAUGCAGGGUUACCAUGUGUUGUGGUCCAAGUGCAACCCUAGGCUCAAAUAGUCCCAAAGCUGCUAAUUACCAAAAGCUGGAGGCUAUACCAAUCUCCUAGGAAUUUGUCUAAUCUGCUUUUGAGAUUAUGGCCGCUAAGAUGUCCAGUGGAAAUGAAUUCCACUGUUCAGUUUCUCCCUUUAUAUCUACUAAACAUGCUCCUUAAUGAUUUGCUGUAGUGCCAUCUACUUCUUAAAGCAUAAAAAGCAGAAAAUAUCUAGUUAUGAUUUUUCCCUGGCUUCCCCCCCACACUGUCCCCACUUUGUGGCUGUAUAGAUGCACAUCUUGAAAGAGAACUUUGAAUUCUGAAUCCUAGUAUAACUUGAUGUGUAAUACUGACAAUGCAGUGACCAAUAAUUAUGGAGAACUAUUUAUCAAGUUAGUGGGUCAAUCAGAAAAAUAAAUGUAACUUUGCAGAAACAAGAGGCUUCUCUUCAUUGUGUCAAUACUUCCAUAGGUAAAUGUACUGCCUAAUUUCAAUGCAGGAGCAAACCCCAUCUUCCCCCCUCUUUCCCGCUCCCUCCAUCGGAUUUUUUAAUGCUGUGUUCUUCUACCUCUGCUAAGGUUAUUGGCAGUAGAUGGGGAUGAGAUAAGUAAUGUGACACCUUAUAGCAAAUAAUAGCCUAGUAACUACACAUGAUGGAGCAGUUUUUAUUAGUCUUAAAGCAUUUCACAGAUUGUUACAGAGUGGAUCUCCAGCAGAAAAGUGUGAGUGAUGUGACAUGGGGUCUCUCCCAGGUAGAAAGCAGGGUCUCUGGGUCUGCUUUCAAAGCCAUGUGCAAUUAAACACUUUCCAUUUUGAAGUUUGCUUAGCACACUCACAGACUGAAAAAAA